This is a messenger RNA of Exophiala viscosa, 1833 nucleotides long. RefSeq lists its product as uncharacterized. The record is from RefSeq and is a predicted model, not a curated record. The transcript has a single exon. Lineage: Eukaryota; Fungi; Ascomycota; Eurotiomycetes; Chaetothyriales; Herpotrichiellaceae. The coding region runs from base 1 to 1833 and encodes 610 amino acids. Gene Ontology annotation, molecular function: GTP binding.
AUGGGUGUUUUUGACACGGUCAAAGCAGUAACGGACCAAUAUCCUUUCGAUAUCUCGCUGAAUGACAGUAUUCAGCAUCUACGUCACGCGCUGGCUUUGCACGAGAGCCAGUCCUUCAUGUGCCCCGAGUACAUCUGGCCUGAAGCCAGCCACGCCGGAAAUGAAUCGGGAAAGAGAAGCAUUGUACAGGCAUGGUUCGUGGGCGCGCAUCUUGACGUGGGAGGUUCCGCAGAUAAUGCUGGUCUCUCUUUAUAUCCGCUGCAGUGGAUGUUACUUGAAAGCCUUGCCAACGGCCUAGUGUUGGAGUUCACUGGAAACUUCCAAGGGCGAGCGUCUGUUGACAACCCUCUUGAGGUCGUCUUUCCCCCUACGUCUGACUCAGGUCGGAAUGGCGCGAUUCAUACCUACGCAACCAAGAACGAUAUCAACGUCAAGAUGCAGGAUUUGCGAAAGGUUCACCAUCUUGAACGAUAUGGGACUCGCUAUAGCAUCAAGGUCAACCGUAAAGGUAAAGGGCCUCUAUCAUCUUUCAUCACCAGUGCACGGCAGUCGUUCGAUUCGGAUGGCAAUUUGCACGGCCAGGGCUCGAUCAUUCACCCCUCCGUGUACUACCUGAUGGAUGAAUGGCCGUUAGUGUCUUUCAGCAGCAAAGAGAUUGAUCUCCAGUAUAAGCUGGAGGCAGUCCGUUUGGAUAUGCUGGGAGAGGACGGUGAGUGCUGGAAUCAGGGGUUCUGGAAUGAUGGUACAACAGCAGCGAUGGAAGACUUACCACCAUUGCGGAUCCUUGUCUGUGGCAACACUGGUGUGGGUAAGUCAACGCUCAUCAGCAGAGUAUUUGGUGCGGGCAACGAGGUCACGGGAGUCUCUCCGAGGGAAAGGGGGAAGCACAAUAUCAAAGAUCCCAUUACCUUUCCCUCGCGUCCGGAUCUGAUAGUGCACGACUCUUGUGGGUUCGAGGCUGGGAGCGACGAGGAGAUGAAUGUGGUUGAGGAUUUCUUGCAGGAGAACUCCUCCGCAACAGACCUUGCACAACGGAUACACACAGUUUGGUUCUGUCUAGAGGUCAGCGACUCGCGUCCGAAGCAGUCUUCCACACUGAAACUGUUCCAACUUGUGGCCAAGUAUGUAAAGGAGGUGCCGUUAGUGGUUGUCGCAACCAAAAAGGAUCAGCUUUUCGACAGGAAAUAUAGUCAGCGGAGGAUGACUUUAAGAAGGCAGGGUCUCCCCUUGAACGACGAGGAGAUAGAGGCGUAUGCACAAAAAGAGCUUGAAGAGCAUGUCAGAUUGAUCGAAACCGAGAUGCAAGAGGUACCCGAUGGGUUCUUGGACGCAUGUCUGGCCGUCGCGUACGAUAACGACGAGUCCAUCAACCUCCUGACCAAGGUGAUGGCGCAAUGUUGCAGCUCCGAAAGGAUCCGUCUGAUGUACGUCCGGUCCCAGACCAAGCGCAUUGAUCUCAAGAUUGAAUUAGCCAUCGACGAGGUCAUGGGCCAGUACAGGAAGAUCCUGAAGCGCGUCAUGGCUACCUCCUUCGUGGCCUUCGGACCAUCGCAGAGCCGAUCCGCCGUCGGGAUGGCUGUCUGUCGCAUGGUCAUCAACUGCUUCGGACUCACCAUGGUCGACUCCGAAAUAGCCUUCCGGAUCUUCCUCGACAACGUCUGGGAUGACCGGGGUCACAGUGGCACCGUCGCCUUUGCCGAUGCCAUCUCGACUCUUGGCUUGGUCAUGACAGUCGACCCCGCGGGUACCCCCGGUAUUUCUAAGCACGGAUUCUGUGAAUUGCGAGCUCGUUGUCCCGGCUACGACCCGCCUGUUGCUUAUGCUUGGCUGUGA